GAGUUGCUGCUGACAACCACCCUCAACAGGUCUGCACCCAUACAGGAAAUAUCUGUCUUCCUCAAGCUUGGUUCUACAUUCUAUCUGUAUUACUGAGUUAUUGACUGAGACUUUGUUUUGGAAGGCGGCUGAUUGACUACUGGUCUGGAUAUUGACUCUAACUCUUGUUUCCAAGCUCAUAUCCUCAAUCACUUAAAGAUCAGUGUGUAGAAACAAACCAGUGACAGAUCUGUGGUUGAGGUUUAGACUGGGGGUGGAGUAUAUUACUGGACUUUCUUCAUAACUUGUACCAUGACUGGGGCAGAGAUUGAGUCUGCUGCCCAGGUCAAGCCUGAAAAGAAGCCUGGGGAAGAGGUUGUAGGUGGGGCUGAGAGAGAGAAUGAUAUCCCUCUGGUGGUCAGACCCAAGGUUAGGACCCAGGCCCAGAUAAUGACUGGGACAAAGACAAAGAAUAAGUCCAAGGUUAUGCCUGGAGGAAGCACCAAAGCUGAGACAAGUGCAGUGGGUGGGGCACGUCCUAAGAAUAAGGCCAAGGCAAUACCUGUUUCACAGUUUAAGGAUGAAGCCCAGAUGUGGGCUCAGACCGAGUUUGGUGCUGAAAGAAUGUCUAAGACAGAGAGAAACCCCCAGACUAAUAUAGCCUCUCCACUUGUCGGUACUGAUUCUGUGUUGGUUGCGAAAACGAAGUUCCUGUGUGAGGAUGGAGAACUGGUUAAUACAGACACUGAGAGCUUUCCUGGAAGAAAGGCUCAUUACCAAGCAGAAUUCCAGCCUUCUUUCAGGUCAGAGGAGGAGACCAAUAUGGGGUCCUGGUGCUGUUCUAGGUCUACAUCCAAACAAGAAGCUUCUCCUAAUUCUGAUUUCCAAUGGGUAGAAAAAUCUUCUGUGAGUUCCUUGUUCUGGAAUGGAGAUGAGGUCACUGAAAGAUGUCAUCCUAGAAACAGGGUAAAAGACAGUACCAGAUCCAGGCACAUGGCCAAUCAAGAGGCUAAUACCAUGUCUAGGUCCCAGACUAACCAGGAGCUCUAUAUUGCAUCUAGUUCUGGUUCUGAGGAUGAGUCUGUUACAACAUCCUGGUUCUGGGCCAGAAAUAAAACCAAUACCUGGUCUGGGCCCAGGGAAGAUCCCAAUAGAAGGUCCAGGUUUAGGUCCAAGAAAGAAGUCUAUGUUGAACCCAGUUCUGGGUCUGAGCGUGAAGACCAUAUGGAGUCUUGGUUCUGGGCUGGAGAGGAGGCCAAAUUCAGGUCCAAAACCAGAACUGGGAAGGAAGCCAAUACCAGGGCCAGGCAUAGGGCCAAGCGAGAAACUUGCAUUGAUUUCAUGCCCGGGUCUAUAGAUGUGAUUAAAAAAGGGUCCUGGUUCUGGCCUGAAGAAAAUGCUAAUACCUUUUCAAGGCCCAUGAUCAAGAAAGAGGCCAGGUCCAGAGCAAUGGCAAAGAAAGAAGCCAAAACCAAGGCCCGAGCCAGGGCCAAGCAAGAAGUUAGGUCAGAGGAGGAAGCCCUCAUUGGGACCUGGUUCUGGGCUACAGACGAGUCCAGUGUGGCAGAUGAAGCCAGCACUGUGUCCAGUCCACAAGUGGAGGAUGAGUCCAUAGUUGGGAGUUGGUUCUGGACUGAAGAAGGGGCCAGUAUGGGGACUGGGGCCAGCAGUGAAUCCAAACCAAGGACUGAAGGGGAGCCUAUUGGUUAUUCCUUAUUUGGGGCUGGGGAAAAGACCAGUAUGAAAACUGGGGCUGAGGUCACUUCUGAAUCUUUACUAGCAGCUGAUGAUGAACAGGUCAUUAUUGGUUCCUGGUUCUGGGCUAGUGAAGAAGUCAAUCAAGAGGCUGAGGAAGAGACCAUUUUUGGGUCUUGGUUCUGGGUCAUUGAUGAGGCCAGUGUGGAAUCUGGUAUUGGGGUCAGCUGUGAGUCCAGGACAAGGUCUGAGGAAGAAGAGGUCAUUGGUUCCUGGCUUUGGUCUGGAGAACAAGCUGAUAUAGAGGCUGGGAUUGGAGAAGAGGCCAGACCAGGAGCUGAAGAAGAGACAAUAUUUGGGUCCUGGUUUUGGGCUGAAAACCAGACCUAUAGGGAUUGUAGGGCUGAAGCUAGCUGUGACAACAUGCAAGGGGCUGAGGAGGAGGAGCCCAUUAUUGGGUCCUGGUUUUGGACCAGAGUAGAAGCUUGUGUGGAGGAUGAUGUCAACAGCAAGUCUAACCUGGAGGACAAGGAAGAGGCCAUUAUAUCAUCAUGUUUUGGGGCCAAAGAAGAGGUCAGUAUGAAGCAUGGGACUGGUGUCAGAUGCAGAUUUAUGGCAGGGGCUGAGGAGACUAGUAAUAGAUCUUGCUUCUGGGCAGAAAAAGAACCUUGUAUGUAUCCUGCCAACGGAGGAAGUUGGAAGUCUAGGCCAGAGGAGGAAGAGGACACUGUCAAUUCAUGGUUCUGGUCCAGAAAAUAUACAGAGCCAGAGGCCAUUACAGCGUCCUGGUUAUGGGCUGCAGAAGAGAGUAAUAUAGAUGGGACUGGAGAAGAAGCCAAGUUACUGACUGAAGAGGAGACCAUGAUCAAUUCCUGGUUCUGGAAAGAUGAUGAAGCCAUGUCAGAGGCUACUCACAGAGAAGAGUCCAGGCCAGAAGCUGAGGAAAAUGACAUUUUUGGUUCUUGGUUCUGGGCUGGAGAAGAGGACAGACUAGAGCCAGCUGCUGAGACUAGAGAAGACAGGCUAGCAGCUGAGAAAGAAGGUAUUGUUGGGUCCUGGUUUGGGGCCAGGGAAGAGAUUAGAAGAGAGGCUGGGUCUUGCAGCAAAUCCAGUACUAAAGCUGAAGAGGAAGAAGUCAUUAUUGGGUCCUGGUUCUGGGAAGAAAAGGCCAGUCUGGAGGCAGUGGCAGGAGCUGGCUUUGAGUCAAAGCCUGGGACUGAGGAGGAAGAAAUCACUGUUGGGUCCUGGUUCUGGCCUGAAGAAGAAGCCAGUAUAGAGGCUGGAUCUCAGGCAGUAGAGGAGAUGGAGUCAGAGGCUGAAGAGGAAACCAUUUUUGGGUCUUGGUUCUGGGCUGGAAAAGUAGUCAGUGUAGAAGCAGGGAUAGACUGUGUAUCCAAAGCAGAGGAUAAUGAAGAGAUGAUUGUUGAGUCCUGGUUCUGGUCUGGAGACAAGGCCAUUAAGGAAACAGGAACUGUGGCCACCUGUGAGUCAAAGCCAGAAAAUGAGGAAGGGGUCAUUGCUGGGUCUUGGUUUGAGGCUGAAGAUGAGGUGGAUAACAGGACUGACAAUGGAACCAACUGUGAGCCCUGGACACUAGAUGAUGAAGAUGAGGCCAUAGUGGGGUCCUGGUUCUGGGCAGGAGAUGAGACCCAUUUUGAGUCAAAUCCUAGCCCCGUGUUCAGGGCUGUUUGCACGUCCACGUGUUCAGUUGAACAGGAGCCUGAUCCUUCACGCAGGCCCCAGAGCUGGGAGGAGGUCACUGUUAAGUUCAAGCCUGGUCCAUGGGGUAGGGUCGGCUUCCCAUCUAUAAGCCCCUUUAGAUUUCCAAAAGAGGCAGCAUCUUUAUUCUGUGAAAUGUUUGGGGGCAAACCUAGGAACAUGGUACUUAGCCCAGAAGGGGAAGAUCAGGAAUCUUUGCUUCAACCUGAUCAGCCUGACCCUGAGUUCCCAUUUCAGUAUGAUCCUUCCUACCGGUCAGUCCAGGAAAUUCGAGAGCAUCUUAGGGCCAAGGAGAGUGCAGAGCCUGAGAAUUGGUCCUGCAGCUGCAUACAAUGUGAGCUGAAAAUUGGUUCCGAGGAGUUUGAAGAACUCCUUUUGUUAAUGGAUAGAAAUCGGGAUCCUUUUAUUCAUGAAAUAUCUAAAAUUGCAAUGGGUAUGAGAAGUGCUUCUCAAUUUACCCGAGAUUUCAUUCGGGAUUCCGGUGUUGUCUCACUUAUAGAAGCCUUGCUCAAUUAUCCGUCCUCCCGAGUUAGAACAAGGUUUUUGGAAAAUAUGAUUCGCAUGGCCCCAACUUAUCCAAAUCUAAACAUGAUUCAGACAUACGUAUGUAAAGUGUGUGAGGAAACCCUUACUUGUAGUUUGGAUUCCCCGGAACAGCUGUCUGGAAUAAGAAUGAUUAGACAUCUUACUACUACUACUGACUAUCACACACUGGUUGCCAAUUAUAUGUCUGGGUUUCUCUCUUUAUUAGCUACAGGCAAUACCAAAACAAGGUUUCAUGUUUUGAAAAUGCUACUGAAUUUGUCUGAAAAUCUUGUCAUGACAAAAGAACUACUCAGUGAUGAAGCAGUGUCAGAAUUUAUGGGCCUUUUUCACAGGGAUGAGACAAAUGACAAUAUUCAAAUUGUUCUUGCAAUAUUUGAGAAUAUUGGCAACAAUAUCAAAAAAGAAACAGUGUUCUGUGAUGAUGAUUUCGAUCUUGAGCCGCUUAUUUCUGCAUUCCACAAAGUUGAGAAAUUUGCUAAGGAACUGCAAGGCAAAACAGACAAUCAAAAUGACCCUGAAGGGGACCAAGAAAAUUAGUAAUGGUUAAUCACUGGCCUCAGAUUGUCUUUAUGUUCCUGGGUUAUGAUCCUUGAAUAAUGCUUUGGUUUUGACAGUUGGUUCUGUGUUGUAAUGUAUAUGUUUAAUGCUGACACUAACUUUGUCCAACUUUGUCUGUAAGCUGGAGCAUUUUUCUGAUGCCAAAUGAAUAUUAGAGCUGAAAACACAUUUGCUUAUAUUUGCCUUGUCCAAAUUGUGGUGUUCAGUAUUUGAGCUUAUAGUGAACUGAGCAUUCAUAAAUAAGCAACCCUUCUGAUUACUGUUCUACUGUAUAUCUAUCUGAGUGUUGUUUGUGUUUCAAUAAAGUUCUGUGUUAAAGUUGGCAGAAA
Sapajus apella (tufted capuchin) is the source of this 4826-nucleotide messenger RNA. RefSeq names its product G protein-coupled receptor associated sorting protein 1 (gene GPRASP1). The record is from RefSeq and is a predicted model, not a curated record. The transcript has a single exon. Bases 292 to 4476 code for a protein of 1394 amino acids. NCBI's taxonomy places the organism in Eukaryota, Metazoa, Chordata, Mammalia, Primates, Cebidae.